UGAAGUGAUUCAUAAACCACGAAGCUUAUUUCGGUGCAACACUAUAAUGCAAGUACGAGUACGAUGCAGAAAUCGUUUAAUGAUAAUGUUAUCGUUAUCGGUGAGUGCAGUAAAUCGCCGAUGAAUUUAAUAGAAGAUAUUUAUGCGAUAAAGUAUGUCGAAUGUAUCAAAAAUUCGUAUCAGUGAUUUAAAGAAAUCGACAUUUUUUUCAUCUUUUGAAAUCAAGUACACAGAGGAUAACAAAAAAAAGAAAUGGCAUUUCGUACAAUUCAUCGAUAACGUUGCUGUUAUCAUUUUCAACACGACGAGGAAAAAGCUAGUGUUCGUUAAACAAUUCAGACCAACUCUUUAUGCUCAAAAUAUUCCGAGAAAUGAGUGGCGCCACAUUGACGUGAAAAAACACCCGCCAGAGAUCGGCUUCAGUUUAGAGUUCUGUGCUGGUAUCGUAGAUAAAAAAAUGCCAGUUGAACAGAUUGCGAAAUUCGAGGUUUUGGAAGAGACUGGAUACGAUGUUCCGGUUGAGAGACUGCAGAAAGUUAAAGUUCUCAGAUCAACAGGAACGGCUGUCUACGACGUACACUUAUUUUACGUAGAAGUAGACGAUUCGAUGCGAGUUGGCAAAGGAACUGGUAUCGAAGACGAAUCGAUCAACGUGGUGGAAUUAUCAUUAACGGAAGCUGAAUCCAUUAUGAAUAACGACUCGGCUAUUCACCAUUUCGCUUUUAUUUUCGGUCUAAUGUGGUUCUUUGGAAAUAAACUUUAGAAAUAAACACCAGACAAUGAG
Planococcus citri (citrus mealybug) is the source of this 784-nucleotide messenger RNA. Its product is annotated as uridine diphosphate glucose pyrophosphatase NUDT14-like. The transcript has 6 exons. Gene Ontology annotation, molecular function: metal ion binding; UDP-sugar diphosphatase activity. Bases 155 to 763 code for a protein of 202 amino acids. NCBI's taxonomy places the organism in Eukaryota, Metazoa, Arthropoda, Insecta, Hemiptera, Pseudococcidae. The record is from RefSeq and is a predicted model, not a curated record. Gene Ontology annotation, biological process: ribose phosphate metabolic process; nucleoside phosphate metabolic process.